Messenger RNA from Acyrthosiphon pisum (pea aphid), 1936 nucleotides. RefSeq names its product prolyl 4-hydroxylase subunit alpha-2. The record is from RefSeq and is a predicted model, not a curated record. Gene Ontology annotation, cellular component: endoplasmic reticulum. The transcript has 9 exons. NCBI's taxonomy places the organism in Eukaryota, Metazoa, Arthropoda, Insecta, Hemiptera, Aphididae. The coding region runs from base 100 to 1602 and encodes 500 amino acids. Gene Ontology annotation, biological process: peptidyl-proline hydroxylation to 4-hydroxy-L-proline. Gene Ontology annotation, molecular function: procollagen-proline 4-dioxygenase activity; protein binding; iron ion binding.
UGUACGUGUAGUUUGUGUUUGUUAGAUACAUAGGUGGUACCUAUUUAUAAUAACUAGUUGGUGCAUUGUGUAGGUACGUGAUUAAAGUAGUUAUCACUGAUGGAUAUAAUGUAUAAUUUACAGAAAACUUUUAUUGCUUUAUAUUUAAUUCACUUUAACUUGUGCCAUGGCAACAAUUGGCAUUACUCAUUGUCUUCAAUAUAUAAACUGUUCGACUUGGAAGUCGAACAUAUAAUGGCAACGGAAGCAUACAUCAAAAAUGAGUAUAAACGAUUAGAGGAUAUCAAAAUGUUUAUAGAACAACGAAAGAAACAAAACGAAAAAGAGUUGGCAGAGUCGUACACGGAGAGCUCAAUAAAUGCGUUCAAAACCAUUCUACGAAUUAAAAAUGAUUGGGAAACAUUAAAAAACAAAACUGCACAAACAACUCCGAUUGGGGAAUUCAAAGAUAAAUCAGUGACUUAUGAUAACAUUGUCAGUGGAUUAAAAGCUAUAAGAAGGUUACAGAUUAUUUACGAACUUGAUACGCAAGACAUAUCUAAUUGGAACAUUGGCGGCCAUCCAUCUCAACCGUUUGAUGUUAACGAUUGUUAUGAUAUGGCAUCUUUGUGUUACGAUAAUGCUGAAUAUCACUGUGCAUACUGGUGGUUUGUCGAAGUCUACGAUAGAAAUAAAAGAGACGGUAAUAAAUUAAAAAUUGAUUACAGUACAUUCAUGAAAAAAUUUGCUUGGUCGAGUUACUUAGUUGGUGACGUCGAUGGUGCAAUGUAUAUAUUAGAGGAGCAUGCCAAAGGAACUAACGAAAUUAAUGAUGAUAUAAUAAAUAUGCGAUUCACAGUAUGGGCCGGAAAUAACGUUUUUAAACGCAACACGGCAGACGAUCAUGAUAAAAAGUUCUACUCGUAUUCACUUCAAAAACUAGAUUCAGAGAAAGAAGUGAGUAAUUUCAAAACUGCAUGUCAGAGUACAACGGAUUUUAUUUACCCUAAAUUUAAAUGCCGUUAUUAUCAUGGAGGUCGUAAAUAUUUGAUGAUUGGUCCAUUACGCGAAGAAAUUGUAUCAUUAAUACCGAGCAUGAAGCUGUAUCACAACGUUCUGUAUGACGACGAAAUAAAAAAGAUAAAAGAAUUGGCGAAUCCAAAGCUGGAAAAAUUGUCGAUCGAUACAAACGAGGAUAUAUCCCUCAGAAAAGUGGCAUCGUUUAGAAAACACAAUGAUCAAGUGUUCGAGACAAUUCACCACAGACUUGCUCAAAUUUCUUCAAAGCCCACAACGAACAUAGUGGACAAAUAUGUGGUUACUAAUUACGGCAUUGGUGGACAUUACUUACCGCAUACUAAGUACAUAGACGAUAACCAUUUGAUCAACAGCAAAAGACGAGACGCCAUAGUUAUUAUCCAUAUGGACGACGUGCCCGAAGGAGGUGCCACGGUGCUGCCUAAUGUAGAAUUUUGUGUGCCAAGUGUCAAAGGCUCUGCACUAGUUAUAUACAGUACGAGGAAUACUUUGCCGCCGAUAAAAGAAUUAUUCGAAUUCGCGCAGUACGGUUCUUGUCCAAUAGUUUACGGUGACAAAUGGACGUUGACAGCGUGGUUAAAAUGACAUAACGAACGCAUAUCAUCUACUAUAUAGAAUAGUUUAUAAACGUGUCCACAGUAAUCUUAACUAAUCUAUCGACAUAUAUCAAUAUACCAUGUUAUAAGCUACCUAUGUUCUUCAUAUAACGCUACAUCGAUGGAGUAACAAAAGAAUUAGUAACUAUAGUAGGUACUUAUUGGAACAUAAUAUAAAUAUAAUAUAUUAAUAAUUAAUAUGUAAAACGUAUUAUUAUUAUUUUGUAUUUUAAUAUAGAUAACAUAUUUUUUUCGUAAUUAACAAUUUAGAAGGCAAUUAAAUAUUAAAAUGAAUUAUUAAUAAAUCGUUUAUAUGUGUAAAA